AUGUGGACAAUUUUCCGCGUGCUGUUCAGCGCCAUUUUCCUAUUGUCCAUCGUCCUCUGCAUCCCCAUCGCCUUCGACGUCGGUGGCCGUGAUGCAGGCCUGGCCUACAGCCUGUCACUGUUCCUAUUUUACUUCGUUUAUUCAACGAUAAAAGCGGUCACUCCCGAACGGUCACGAGUACGAUGGACGCUUAUGACGCUCCUGCGCCUGUCACAAUGGGUUGUCAUUCCGGGACUCUUGAUCUGGGCGUUGAAUAGGUUUUCUGUCGACGCGGGGAGCACAGAUUGGGUGUCGAGGACAAUCGCGCAUGUGACAACGCGCGACGGAAAGGCCACGACCUGGCACGAAUGGUUCUUUGGUCAGGGCGGCUUCCUCGAGUCCGUCACGUUGGGAGGUUGGGACAGGGGUCUGAGCUAUUCGAGCCCCGUCUUCCAAUUACUAGAGGGCUUUUGUAGUCUUCUAGUGAUACAAGCCGCUGGCCAAAUCACAAGAUGGCUGGUAAAUAGGGGCCGAAGCGAUACGUGGGUUAUCAUCCUGCUCGUCUUUUCCGGCUCUAUCAUUGCCAGUGCUGUGUACUUCCUCUGGAGGGUAGCGCGUUUCCCCCAGAUCAGCAAUCUCGAUGCGACUCUCAUUGGGGUGACCAUGACGUCGGCUGUAUUCCUUUGCGCGUUUGGCAUCGGUAGUGGACGAGGCAACCCUGUGGAGUCCUCGCUCCUAUUCGCAUACGUCGUGCUGUGCGUCUACCAGAUAUUCACCGACUAUCUUCCAUCCCCUGAUGCCGCAGCAGCUCAGGCUGCAGCCGAAGAACAAGCUGCUGCGUCACAACCCGACUUUCCCCCCUUGCCCCCUAUAAUAAUGGCAUCCUACUCCACCCUACUUCACGUCCUCAGCAGCCUCCCUACUGCCGUGAGCAGCUCUUUCACUUUCCUCUACGCCGCCUUCCAGACAAUAACCCCGUCUGUCAUCAUCUCAUUAACAUACCGCACGAUUGUCUUCUACUGUGCGACACGCAUCAUCCCUGCGGUGCGUGAGUCCGGCGCGCGUGCUCUCAUAGAUGAGCCGAGUUUCGAGGAUUCGGACGCAACAAAUAAACUGCUAAGUUUUUUGUCGUGGUUUUCCCCCUCGAUACUAAUCGCAGUUUAUACAAGUCUGCUCCUGCAGCACUUCACCGUGGCCAGCGAUGGGGAUGAUGCUGGCUGGACCUUAAGAGGCGGCGAUGCCGACGGCAACACGUGGCGAUGGAUCAACGUUGCCGCGACUAUGGGACUGUACGCCAUUGAACUGUAUCUGGGCAACGAAGAUGUCGAGAGCGGCAUGAGCCACUGGAAGACGGAUUGA
Molecule: messenger RNA, 1338 nt
Organism: Phaeoacremonium minimum UCRPA7
Lineage: Eukaryota; Fungi; Ascomycota; Sordariomycetes; Togniniales; Togniniaceae
Product: putative er membrane protein
Exons: 2
Coding region: 1-1338 (445 amino acids)
Biological process (GO): endoplasmic reticulum inheritance; septin ring assembly
Cellular component (GO): cortical endoplasmic reticulum; endoplasmic reticulum membrane; perinuclear endoplasmic reticulum
Source: RefSeq, a predicted model, not a curated record